GCGCAGCAGACCUGCUCCGGCCGCGCGCCUCGCCGCUGUCCUCCGGGAGCGGCAGCAGUAGCCCGGGCGGCGAGGGCUGAGGGUUUCUCGAGACUCUGAGAGAGGCGCCUCCCAUCGGCGCCCACCACCCCAACCUGUUCCUCGCGCGCCACUGCGCUGCGCCCCAGGACCCGCUGCCCAACAUGGAUUUUCUCCUGGCGCUGGUGCUGGUAUCCUCGCUCUACCUGCAGGCGGCCGCCGAGUUCGACGGGAGGUGGCCCAGGCAAAUAAUGUCAUCGAUUGGCCUAUGUCGUUAUGGUGGGAGGAUUGACUGCUGCUGGGGCUGGGCUCGCCAGUCUUGGGGACAGUGUCAGCCUUUCUACGUCUUAAGGCAGAGAAUAGCCAGGAUAAGGUGCCAGCUCAAAGCUGUGUGCCAACCACGAUGCAAACAUGGUGAAUGUAUUGGGCCAAACAAGUGCAAGUGUCAUCCUGGAUAUGCUGGAAAAACCUGUAAUCAAGAUCUAAAUGAGUGUGGCCUGAAGCCUCGGCCCUGUAAGCACAGGUGCAUGAACACUUACGGCAGCUACAAGUGCUACUGUCUCAACGGAUAUAUGCUUAUGCCGGAUGGUUCCUGCUCAAGUGCCCUGACCUGCUCCAUGGCAAACUGUCAGUAUGGCUGUGAUGUUGUUAAAGGACAAAUACGGUGCCAGUGCCCCUCCCCUGGCCUGCAGCUGGCUCCUGAUGGGAGGACCUGUGUAGAUGUUGAUGAAUGUGCUACAGGAAGAGCCUCCUGCCCUAGAUUUAGGCAAUGUGUCAACACUUUUGGGAGCUACAUCUGCAAGUGUCAUAAAGGCUUCGAUCUCAUGUAUAUUGGAGGCAAAUACCAAUGUCAUGACAUAGACGAAUGCUCACUUGGUCAGUAUCAGUGCAGCAGCUUUGCUCGAUGUUAUAACAUACAUGGGUCCUACAGGUGCAAAUGUAAAGAAGGAUACCAGGGUGAUGGACUGACUUGUGUGUAUAUCCCAAAAGUUAUGAUUGAACCUUCAGGUCCAAUUCAUGUACCAAAGGGAAAUGGUACCAUUUUAAAGGGUGACGGAGGACAUAAUAAUUGGAUUCCUGAUGUUGGAAGUACUUGGUGGCCUCCGAAGACACCAUAUAUUCCUCCUAUCAUUACCAACAGGCCUACUUCUAAGCCGACAACAAGACCUACACCAAAGCCAAUACCAAUUCCUACUCCACCACCACCACCACCCCUGCCAACAGAGCUCAGAACACCUCUACCACCUACAACCCCAGAAAGGCCAACCACCAGACUGACAACUAUAGCACCAGCUGCCAAUACACCUCCAGGAGGGAUUACAGUUGACAACAGGGUACAGACAGACCCUCAGAAACCCAGAGGAGACGUGUUCAUUCCACGGCAACCUUCAAAUGACUUGUUUGAAAUAUUUGAAAUAGAAAGAGGAGUCAGUGCAGACGAUGAAGCAAAGGAUGAUCCAGGUGUUCUGGUACACAGUUGUAAUUUUGACCAUGGACUUUGUGGAUGGAUCAGGGAGAAAGACAAUGACUUGCACUGGGAACCAAUCGGGGACCCAGCAGGUGGACAAUAUCUGACAGUGUCGGCAGCCAAAGCCCCAGGGGAAAAAGCCGCACGCUUGGUGCUACCUCUCGGCCGCCUCAUGCAUUCAGGGGACCUGUGCCUGUCAUUCAGGCACAAGGUGACAGGGUUGCACUCUGGCACACUCCAGGUGUUUGUGAGAAAACACGGUGCCCACGGAGCAGCCCUGUGGGGAAGAAAUGGUGGCCAUGGCUGGAGGCAAACACAGAUCACCUUGCGAGGGGCUGACAUCAAGAGCGUCAUCUUCAAAGGUGAAAAAAGGCGUGGUCACACUGGGGAGAUUGGAUUGGAUGAUGUGAGCUUGAAAAAAGGCCACUGCUCUGAAGAACGCUAACAACUCCAGAACUAGCAAUGAACUCCUAUGUUGCUCUAUCCUCUUUUUCCAAUUCUCAUCUUCUCUCCUCUUCUCCCUUUUAUCAGGCCUAGGAGAAGAGUGGGUCAGUGGGUCAGAAGGAAGUCUAUUUGGUGACCCAGGUUUUGCUGGCCUGCUUUUGUGCAAUCCCAACGAACAGUGAUACCCUCCUUGAAAUACAGGGCCAUCGUAGACACAUCAAAGCCAUCUGUGGGUGUUGCCUUCUAUCCUGUGUCUCUUUCAGGAAGGCAUUCAGCAUGCGUGACCCAUACCAUCCUCCAUCCUGAUUACAAGGAAUCACAAAGAUGAUUAAAGGGUUGGAAAAAAAGAUCUAUGAUGAAAAAUUAAAGGAACUGGGAUUAUUCAGCCUGGAGAAGAGAAGACUGAGGGGCAAACCAUUGAUGGUUUUCAAGUAUAUGAAGGGUUGGCACAGAGAGGAUGGUGACCAGCUGUUCUCCAUAUGCACUAAGAAUAGAACAAGAGGAAACUGGCUUAGACUAGAGUAUAAGGGAGCAUUUCUUGGCAGGGGCCAUUGUUAAAUUAGAAUACUUCAUAAAAAAAGAAGUGUGAAAAUCUCAGUGUCUCUCUUUCUGAAAAAUUAGAUAAAAAUUUAUCUAUUUAAGAUGGUUAAAGAUGUUCUUACCCAAGGUAAAGUAACAAAUUAUAGAAUUUCCCAAAAGAUGUUUUGAUCCUACUAGUAGUAUGCAGUGAAAAUCUUUAGAACUAAGUAAUUUGGACAAGGCUUAAUUUAGGCAUUUCCCUCUUGACCUCCUAAUGGAGAGGGAUUGAAAGGGGAAGAGCCCACCAAAUGCUGAGCUCACUGAAAUAUCUCUGCCUUAUGGCAAUCCUAGCAACAUUAAAGAAAAAAGGAAACUAUUUAUUCCAAAUGACAGUAUGAUGGACAGAUAUUUUAGUAUCUCAGUAAUGUCCUAGUGUGACGGUGGUUUUAAAUGUUUCUUCAUAGUAAACAUAUAAGCCUUUCAUUUGUUCAGUGGAUGAUGUUUCAGAUUUUUUUUUUUUUAAGAGAUCCUUCAAGGAACACAAUUCGAGAGAUUUUCAUCUGGUGCAUUCUCUCUGCUUCAUGUAUGACAAGUUAUCUUGGCUGCUGAGAAAGAGUGCCCUGCCCCACACCAGCAGACCUUUCCUUCACCUCAUCAGUAUGAUUCAGUUUCUCUUAUCAAUUUGACUCUCCCAGGUUCCACAGAACAGUAAUAUUUUUUGAACAAUAGGUACAAUAGAAGGUCUUCUGUCAUUUAACCUGGUAAAGGCAGGGCUGGAGGGGGAAAAUAAAUCAUUAAGCCUUUGAGUAACGGCAGAAUAUAUGGCCGUAGAUCCAUUUUUAAUGGUUCAUUUCCUUUAUGGUCAUAUAACUGCACAGCUGAAGAUGAAAGGGGAAAAUAAAUGAAAAUUUUACUUUUCGGUGCCAAUGAUACAUUGCACUAAACUGAUGGAAGAAGUUAUCCAAAGUACUGUAUAACAUCUUGUUUAUUAUUUAAUGUUUUCUAAAAUAAAAAAUGUUAGUGGUUUUCCAAAUGGCCUAAUAAAAACAAUUAUUUGUAAAUAAAAACACUGUUAGUAAUA
This is a messenger RNA of Symphalangus syndactylus (siamang), 3530 nucleotides long. It is a transcript of the gene NPNT, whose product is annotated as nephronectin. Gene Ontology annotation, molecular function: calcium ion binding. The record is from RefSeq and is a predicted model, not a curated record. Lineage: Eukaryota; Metazoa; Chordata; Mammalia; Primates; Hylobatidae. Gene Ontology annotation, cellular component: membrane.